AUGUCUAUUUAUAGUGGAUUUGCAACAAGAAACCUUGAAACAGCAUAUAAUAAUGGAGUGUGUAACCUUAUUCAGCUUAUUCAAACGAACCUAUUAUAUCUAUUAAAAGGAGGUAUCUUCUAAUCAGAGCCAAUUGAUACUGUUCUUUUAGCAGCCUCAUUCACAAAAACUUUUAGAGAACUAAAACGUCUGGAAAAAAGAAAACAUCUCCAGCCAAAUUUCACGUCCUACUGCAACGAUAUCGCACUUUAUUUUGGAACUAUGGUAGUUUCUAUGCAGGAUAAGCCUCUAUCGCAAGGAGGGUCUUCUGUAAGCUCAAUCACAAGAAAAGAGUUUGAUGCACAAGUUUUUAAUGAUUCCUUUAGCUUUGAAGAAAGGAAGCAUAGAUUCACGCCUGUUCACAUAGCGUCAGAAUUAGAACCAGUCACAGAAAAAAGGAGUCUGAAAAGAAGAGUUAUGUCAAAAGAUACAUUAAAUAGAAAAGAGUCAGAGCCAAGGCUUUCAGGCUCUCCGCUAGGCAGAGAUAUUUAUCCUUUGUCUCUUAAAACUCCUCAACCUUAUAAAUCACAGAAAUUUAAGUCGUUUAAGCCCGAAAAAGCUUCACAAAUAUAUCAGCAACGAGCUUUUCUCAAGCUAAAUAAAGAGCUUGAAAGCUUUACUUAA
Blepharisma stoltei is the source of this 663-nucleotide messenger RNA. Lineage: Eukaryota; Ciliophora; Heterotrichea; Heterotrichida; Blepharismidae. The record is from the annotation of a GenBank genome assembly.